Messenger RNA from Parnassius mnemosyne (clouded apollo), 759 nucleotides. Lineage: Eukaryota; Metazoa; Arthropoda; Insecta; Lepidoptera; Papilionidae. The record is from the annotation of a GenBank genome assembly.
AUGGAGCUGAAAGGAAAGGUUGCUUUGAUCACCGGAGCCGCUGCCGGCAUCGGCCUCGCUUACUGUGAAGAGUUACUUAAGCAAGGAGCUAAGGUUUCAAUAUGCGAUAUCGAUUCUGAAAUCGGAGAACAGGUGUCGGAUGAACUGGGCGUGAAGUAUGGCCGGAAGAACGUACUGUUUUGCCAAUGUGACGUCACGGACUAUCCGCAAUAUGAGGAAGCGUUCGAGAUGACAAUAAAAGUAUUCAAUCGACUGGACAUAGUGAUAAACAACGCCGGAGUUAUGAAUGAUAGAUUUUGGGAACUCGAAGUUGACGUGAAUUUGAAUGGCGUAAUUCGUGGCACACUAUUAGCCUAUCGGUUCAUGGGCAAGGACCGCGGCGGGCAAGGUGGUACGAUUGUUAACACCGCUUCAACAGCCUUUGCAAGGCCACAGGUCUCCACGCCUAUCUACACCGCAACUAAUUAUGCCGUUGUUGGACUCACUCGUGCUUACGGGGAUCAGUAUCACGUGAACCUGACAGGAGUUCGAAGUAUGGUCCUCUGUCCAGGACUCACGGAUACGGGACUCGUUAAAGAGAUCCGAAAGCAGCUAAUGUCGUCUGAAUAUGAGGCUGCGUGGCAAAGAGACCACAUGAAUUGUAAGACGCAGAGUCCCGAGCAUGUCGGUAGAGCUCUAAUAGAAAUCCUCAUGAAAGGACAGAGUGGAUCGGUGUGGGUCGUCGAGAACGGUCAGCCACCCCGGGAAUGGCGCGGUUAA